AUGGGCUGCGCACCCAGCAUCCACGUCUCGCAUAGCGGUGUGAUAUACUGCCGGGACUCGGAGGAGUCCAACUCCCCGCACCAGACCACCACGAUCUCGCAGGGCACCACCACCCUGCACGGCCUCUUCGUUAAGACAGACGCGGCCGACUCCAUCCCCUCCGUCCUCGCCUACCAGAGCCGGCAGCCGCCGCCCUCCGCCGGCCCCCGCCGCAAAGAGCGCAGGGAGUCCGGCGGCGCCUCCGCCCGGUCCAGGACGCCCCACUGCUGCAGCGUCGAGGCGGAGACCCAGACCAGCAGCUCCAGCGCCAAGCAGGCUUCAACUGCAGAAGUACAAGUUGGACCCAUGAGACUGACACAAUACCCAAUUCAGGUUUUGCUGAUCUUUGCAAAAGAAGACAACCAAAGCAAUGGUUUCUGGUGGGCUUGUGACAGAGCAGGAUACAGGUGCAAUGUUGCCUGGACUCUGGAGUCAGCACUUGAAUGUUUCCUGGAUAAGCACCAGGAAAUAAUUGUUAUAGAUCACAGGAACUCCAAAUAUUUUGAUGCAGAAGAUAUCUGCAGGUCUAUUCGUGCCACAGAGCUAUCAGAGCAUACUGUAAUACUUGCUGUGGUUCCACGCACAUCUGCUGACCAAGAAGAGACUUCUGUUCUCCCUCUUCUUGAUGCAGGCUUUGAUAGGCAAUUCAUGGAGAACAGCAGCGUAACUGCUUGUUACAAUGAACUGGUUCAAAUAGAACAUGGCGAAGUACGAUCUCAGUUCAAACUGCGGGCUUGUAAUGCAGUGUUUACAGCAUUAGACCAUUGUCAGGAAGCUGUAGAAAUAACCAGUGAAGAUCAUGUCAUUCAGUAUGUUAAUCCAGCCUUUGAACGGAUGAUGGGGUACUGCAAGGGAGAACUUAUUGGCAAGGAGCUCACUGAACUCCCUAAAAGUGAUAAAAACUCUGCAGAUCUUUUGGACAACAUACACACAUUUAUUAAAAAAGGAAAGGAAUGGCAAGGAGUUUACUACGCAAGAAGAAAAUCAGGAGACAAUAUCCAGCAGCAUGUGAAGAUAACACCUGUGGUUGGUCAAGGAGGGAAAAUAAGACACUUUGUGUCCCUCAAAAGGCUGCAUUGUACCAAUGAAAACAACAAACAGCUCUACAAGAGUCACCGUGAAGAUAAGAGCACAGGAGACAAUUCCCAGUCAGAAUCUGGUUCUUACAAGUGCAAGAACAGAAGGAAAGACUCAGUUGACGUUAAGUCAAUAACAUCUCAAAAUAGUGAUGCUCCAAGUUUACAGACCCGACGGUACUCUUCAAUGGCACGGAUUCAUUCUAUGACAAUAGAAGCUCCUAUCACAAAGGUUAUUAACAUAAUUAAUGCUGCCCAGGAAAACAGCCCGAUCACAGUAGCAGAGGCCUUGGACAGAGUCCUGGAAAUUCUGCGGACAACAGAACUCUAUUCCCCUCAGCUAGGUACCAAAGAUGAAGAUCCUCACACAAGUGAUCUUGUUGGAGGUUUGAUGAAUGAUGGCUUGAGAAGACUGUCAGGAAAUGAGUAUGUGUUUUCUAAGAAUAUGAACCUGAGCCAUACUCACCUUCCAGUGCCAAACACCAUCAAUGAUGUUCCACCCUGUAUUGCACAGCUCCUAGAUAACGAGGAAAGUUGGGACUUCAAUAUUUUUGAGUUGGAGGCUGUUACAAAUAAAAGGCCAUUAGUGUAUUUGGGGUUAAAAGUUUUUGCCCGGUUUGGGGUCUCGGAGUUUUUAAAUUGUUCGGAAGCAACGCUGCGGGCAUGGCUGCAGGUCAUUGAAGCCAACUACCAUUCCUCCAAUUCAUACCACAACUCCACACAUGCAGCAGAUGUUCUGCAUGCUACUGCCUUCUUUCUUGGGAAGGAGAGAGUUAAGGGAAGUCUGGACCAUUUAGAUGAGGUAGCUGCAUUAAUAGCUGCCACCAUUCAUGAUGUAGACCAUCCUGGACGGACCAACUCAUUCCUCUGCAAUGCAGGCAGCGAAUUAGCUGUCCUUUACAAUGAUACAGCUGUAUUAGAGAGUCAUCACACAGCACUGGCGUUUCAGCUUACAACAAAAGACAGCAAAUACAACAUUUUCAAGAAUAUUGAUAGAAAUCGCUACAGGACAUUGCGACAGGCCAUUAUUGACAUGGUUUUGGCAACAGAGAUGACGAAGCACUUUGAGCAUGUCAACAAAUUUGUGAACAGUAUCAACAAGCCUAUGGCAUCUGAGGAGGCCAGCCCACGUAGUGAAGGCAGCGAAACUGAAUGCACAACCAACAUAAAGAAUUUUCCAGACAACCAGACAUUGAUCAAGCGUAUGAUGAUUAAAUGUGCAGAUGUAGCAAAUCCAUGUCGCCCCCUAGAGCUAUGUAUCGAAUGGGCAGGCAGGAUUUCAGAGGAGUACUUUGCACAGACUGAUGAAGAGAAGAGACAGGGCCUGCCUGUUGUAAUGCCAGUAUUUGACAGAAACACCUGCAGCAUCCCCAAGUCUCAGAUUUCCUUCAUUGAUUAUUUUAUAACAGAUAUGUUUGAUGCAUGGGAUGCAUUUGCACAUCUGCCUGUUUUAAUGCAACACUUGGCUAAUAACUACAAACACUGGAAAACACUGGAUGAUUUGAAGUGCAAGAGUCUCAGGCUCCCAUCAGAAAACAACAACUGA
This is a messenger RNA of Cinclus cinclus, 2661 nucleotides long. RefSeq names its product phosphodiesterase 8B (gene PDE8B). Gene Ontology annotation, molecular function: 3',5'-cyclic-AMP phosphodiesterase activity. Bases 1 to 2661 code for a protein of 886 amino acids. The record is from RefSeq and is a predicted model, not a curated record. Lineage: Eukaryota; Metazoa; Chordata; Aves; Passeriformes; Cinclidae. The transcript has 22 exons. Gene Ontology annotation, biological process: signal transduction.